GUUCACUAACAUUAUUACUCUCUAACAAAUACAUCAUUAUAGUGUUAUUUUAAUUCAGCAUAAAUUUUCUACUAAAGAAACUACUCGUAUCAAACACAACUAUAUUCGAAAUCCUCUUCAACUAAAGUAUUUUCUUGCACUAUGGGCAUAGUUUUAGCCUCUAUGAUCGACCAGUAGAUUUCUUAUUGGUGAAUAAUGUUCUCGUGCGCAACCUUUCGAAGAAACUCAUUUGGGUUUGGUUACAUCAGUUCCGUUCCUUGUAAGCAAGCUGAGCAAGAAUUUGAGUGACAACGACAGAAAUCAAACCACUCCCGUUGUUAGUAGAUCUUCGAUUACAUACAAUGGCUGCGGGCUCCUCACUAUCGUUGCGUUGUGUCCUUCCCACUGGACUGCGUGCUAGCAGAGGAUCAUUUGGAGGUCAACGAAACAACCAUGAAAUCUACUUUCUCGUUUUGGAUGAAUGAUAAUUACUUGGAUCCACAUCCAGAGGUACGAGAUGAAUGCAUGCUUCGAGUCCAUCCGUCGAUGAGUCUACUAUCGGACUAGUCGUUUGAUAGUCCAAAAUCCAUCGAGCAUGUUGGUUGAAUAAUGCUAGAACGAUUCAGAGUCGGUACGAAAUUCAACAUCGGAAUUAAUUUUGUGUUCGAUCGACAUUCUUCUGUACGAUGACGAGCUCUGGCAAACACUCACUCAGGCCUCGUAAAAGUAUCAUUGUCGGGGAUGGAAACACGAUUUUUCUUGACGUGACAUUGUUUUGGAUUGAGCUUUUCAAAGUAUCUAUGUCAAGGAAAGAAAAAGGAUUUUUACAUAUUUGGAUUGAGAUCUGAAUACUGCCUUGCGUAGAGUGUGGCAUCCUACCUGAAAGGACUGGCACUGGCAGGAAACAUGUCGUCAAUAUCUGAUGUGAGCACAUGCGGAAACUGAAUUUCUAUUAACACGGUGAGUAGCUUCUGAUCUAUUGAUUCAAGGACUUACAUUUUUGCAGAGGUGAGAAGCACGCACACUUAUGAAGAUAUACAACUUCCUAAAGUUUUGGUGUGGCAGUAGAGCGAAUCAUCCAUCGACAUACACUGUGAUUCCUUUGAAUGCUGGCUCCAGAGCUCGUGUGCUUCGAAUCGAAAGACACCGAUAAAAUCAGCAACAGACGCGACGUUUGAAUUACUAAGCCUAGAGGCAGAAAUUGGAGUCUUUCUCCUCUCUCGAGAAAGUCGAAAUCCUCGAAGAGUGUAAAAUCGAAUGCUUCUGCUGCAAGAUUCUCUAAUAUCGGGGCCAUAGGCCGCAAGUUCUCAUGAAAAUGAAUGCUCCAAGGUCCGGAUGGGCUACAAAGCUAGUUCCAAAUCCGCCGAAACUCGCCAUUCUAUGGGCGAAUCUACAGUUUGCAAGUGCAAUCCUGCCGCUUAAGCACGAUGGACAAGUACAUGAACCAAGUGAAAACAGCAUUCGAAUUAUUGCCUGCGGGAAUUGAUGUGCAGUGCUCCGAUCACAAAACUGUCCUGCACACAAUUUAAAGGACGAUUUGCUGUCGACUAGUACCACUUCGUUACAGGUGCGAGAAGUUCCUCGAGCUGUCGUUACCGUGGUCAAGAACGUUUCGACGGGGAAUUCAGCAUGAGGAACCUUCUACUUUGGGAGGGAGGGACGGGAAAGAACCAAGUGAGAACCAGAAGGAAGAAGAAGAUCAUCUAGAUCAAAACUGGAUGCGAAGACUUGGUCUAGAAUCAGAAGAAAAAUCAUCAUCGCCAUCCUGCGAAGUCCCUGGAGAGUUUUAUACGGCAAAGAAGGGUCUCGGAUAAGUCUCGGAUGAACGGAUCGGAAGGUUGAGACUAAAUUGAAACCAAGAAUUACGGGAUCGAACCUGAAGAAACAAGUUUCAGAAUACUCAAAGACACACAUACACAUUGAGGGUUUGUGCAAGGACCACCGCAGAGGAACGUGUCUGAUUGACAGCUUCAAACAACUUUCGAAAGAAGACAGCGACCCCGGAAUCAUAACUUUGGAACUAGAUGUCUUCUUUUCCCGACGUAACCUUCUCCGAUCUCGGCAACAAGAUUGUGCUGGAAAAUGGCAUUGUCCAAGUCACGCUAUCCAAGCCUGGAGGGCUGGUCACAGGUGUCAAGUAUGGAGGAUUGGAUAACUUACUAGAGGUUCUCAAUAAAGAAACCAACCGAGGGUAUUGGGAUUUAAACUGGUCCGAACCUGACGGAAGGGUCGACAACUUUGAUGUGCCCGAUGGAACUACUUUCGAAGUAGUUCGUGCGGAUGGAGAUAUUGUCGAGGUUUCUUUCGUCCGACCAUAUAAUGACCAAUCUGAAAAACCAAUGGUGCCUCUUACAAUCGACAAAAGGUUUGCUCUGCAUCGAGGGCAUUCUGGCUUUUAUACUUGCGGCAUUUACGAACGCCUUGCUGGAUGGCGUGAUUUCAACCUCAAUCAAACUCGAAUUGCUUUCAAGCUUCGCAAAGACAGAUUCCAACACAUGGCAGUAGCCGAGAACAAGAUUCGGUUGAUGCCUUUACCUGAUGAUCUGUCGCCUGAUCGAGCCCAACAACUAGCAUACAAGGAAGCACAUCUUCUUGUCAACCCAAGGAAUCCUACUCUGAAAGGGGAGGUGGACGACAAAUAUCAGUAUCUUUGCGAGAACCAAGAUAACAAAAUCCAUGGCUGGAUGUCCCAAGACCCUCUUGUUGGAUUCUGGAUAAUCACCGCGAGCAACGAGUUCAGAAAUGGAGGUCCUGUGAAACAGGAUUUAACAUCCCACACCGGCCCUACUUGUCUAUCAAUGUGGCACAGUGCACACCUUGCUGGUAUCGAGCUAUGCCCUCAAUUCAGAAAUCAGGAGCCUUGGCAGAAGAUCUUCGGUCCUGUUUACAUUUACCUCAAUUCAGCACCAGCUGGAACCGACAUGAAGUCUCUUUGGGAAGAAGCAAAAGAACAAAUGAAUGCCGAGUUGCCACAAUGGCCAUACAGUUGGCCGUCUUCGCCAAAGUUUGCAAAGGCAGCAGACCGAGGUCAAAUAUCAGGCCGAAUUCUCGUACACGACAGGUUUGCAAAGACAGCUCUUUCUCCAGGCGCAAACGCAUACUUGGGACUGGCACUGCCCGGAGCGAAGGGUUCUUGGCAGAGGGAUAGUAAGGGAUAUCAGUUCUGGUCUCGGGCAGAUUCCAAUGGCAACUUCUCCAUAAAGAACGUACUUCCUGGAGUCUACGAUCUCUAUGGCUGGGUGCCUGGCGUGUUCGGUGAUUACAAAAGAGAGGGAGAAACCAUUACGAUUACUGCAGGAGGCAAGUUAGAGCUGGGCGAUGUGGUCUAUGAACCUCCGAGAGACGGUCCCACAGUGUGGGAAAUUGGCACUCCUACUCGAACUGCCGAGGAAUUCUACAUUCCCGACGUAGACCCAAAAUACAUAAACAGGCUUCCUUCUCUGGAGAAGUGGCGUCAGUACGGACUGUGGGAAAGGUACACUGAGCUUUACCCAACAGAAGAUCUGAUCUACACCGUCGGAGCUAGUGACUGGAGCAAGGACUGGUUCUAUGCACAUCUCUGCCGGAAAAAUGCUGAUGGAACAUACAGUCCAACAACUUGGCAGAUCAGAUUCCAGCUUCCAGCUCUGAGUCCGAAUCUCGGUGAUUACAAACUUCGAAUGGCGAUUGCCUCGUCCAAUCUGGCAGCUGUUCAGGUCCGAGUCAACGAUGCGAGCUCGGCCGAUCCCGUGUUCGACACCAAACAAGUCGGCCGGUGCAAUGCCAUCGCGAGGCAUGGAAUUCACGGCUUGUAUUGGGCAUGGAAUGUCAACAUUCCAGCAGCACUUCUCAAACAAGGAGAAAAUGUUCUCUACCUCACGCAACCUCACGCAACCGGUCCAUUCAACGGAGUUCAAUACGAUUACCUGCGCCUCGAGGCACCAGCACCACCAGCAGCAGCAGCUGCACCAUCUUCUCUCGCCUCCAUGACAACGACAACGUUUGGACACACGGAACGAGUUUUACGAGAAAUUAUGUGGAAUUACGUGAGCCACCAACUGGUCGAGCUCAGACUCAGUCUAAAAGUCGGCGCUGGCUUGGAUGGAGAUUCACGUUCCUAGCGGGGGAUCUUGUUCAGCAUUGAUUGAAAUCUUGGCAUGGACAUUCGAGGGAGGCGCCAGAGCUGCAACUGAUGCUUCACACAAAUUGUGAGCAGUAAACGCCAUGAUUGCAGCUGCUUCUGUUAAUGAAGAAGGCAGUCUAGAUAACUACGAUCUGAAAUUGGAAACUAUAAUUCCUGCAAUCCUUGCAAAAUGUUCUUCUAUUAUUUCUUCAUUUUUCUGUGUAAUAUGAUUGAAAUGAUCGA
Molecule: messenger RNA, 4324 nt
Organism: Marchantia polymorpha subsp. ruderalis
Lineage: Eukaryota; Viridiplantae; Streptophyta; Marchantiopsida; Marchantiales; Marchantiaceae
Source: the annotation of a GenBank genome assembly